Paramisgurnus dabryanus is the source of this 1469-nucleotide messenger RNA. It is a transcript of the gene ucp2, whose product is annotated as uncoupling protein 2. NCBI's taxonomy places the organism in Eukaryota, Metazoa, Chordata, Actinopteri, Cypriniformes, Cobitidae. Gene Ontology annotation, biological process: transmembrane transport. The record is from RefSeq and is a predicted model, not a curated record.
AGGCGCGUCACGUGACCAGCUCGAUAAAAGCGCACCCGCAUCGAGCACAGCUACACAAACACCUACGUUUCAGUGCGGCGUUUACCGGAAAAAGUGUUUUCUUCCAAUUUAACGUUUUUAUUCCAAGACAGUUUACCUUUUUCUCGUUUGAGACUUUGGAUUAUGUUCUUUGUUUGUACGUUUUCUACACGUUUCUCUAUGGAAGAACAUCACGACGAAAUUCAAAUUGAAAGUCGUUUUAACCAGAGAGACGCUUUCAGAGAAUCCUGACCGGUCGGAGUUCCUCAAGUGAAAUAGUGUUCAUCCAAAACGAUUUGGGUGGAGUUCAUCUAUCUUGUUCUUCAUUGCUUUUCAUCACCUCAUCUUUACAUUCCCGUAAUUCCGUUUAAAACUAAACAUGGUUGGAUUCAGAGCUGGUGAUGUGCCCCCUACAGCCACCGUCAAGUUUGUUGGUGCAGGGAUGGCAGCCUGCAUCGCAGAUCUGGUCACAUUUCCACUAGACACAGCAAAAGUUAGGCUUCAGAUUCAGGGUGAAGCCAAAGGUCCUGCCAACCCAGGGCAUGGUCCGAUGAAAUACCGAGGAGUGUUCGGCACGAUCAGCACCAUGGUUCGUGUUGAGGGGCCACGCAGCCUCUACAACGGGCUGGUUGCAGGACUGCAGCGUCAGAUGAGCUUUGCGUCUGUACGCAUUGGCCUCUAUGAUUCUGUCAAGCAGUUCUACACCAAAGGUUCCGAACAUGUAGGGAUUGGCAGUCGGCUACUGGCAGGUUGUACCACUGGAGCAAUGGCAGUUGCUAUGGCACAACCAACAGAUGUGGUAAAGGUCCGAUUUCAGGCCCAGAACGGCUCUGGUGCCAGUAAACGUUACCAAGGCACUAUGGAUGCAUAUCGGACCAUUGCAAAGCAAGAGGGAAUUCGUGGUCUGUGGAAAGGAACUGGACCAAACAUCACCCGAAAUGCCAUUGUAAACUGCACGGAGCUGGUGACCUAUGACCUCAUCAAAGAUUCACUUCUAAAGUCAUCCCUGAUGACUGAUGAUCUUCCCUGCCAUUUCACAUCUGCUUUUGGAGCUGGUUUCUGCACCACUGUUAUCGCUUCCCCUGUUGAUGUUGUGAAGACAAGAUACAUGAACUCCGCCCAAGGCCAGUACAGCAGCGCCCUCAACUGUGCUGUUGCCAUGUUGACUAAAGAAGGACCAAAGGCUUUUUACAAGGGAUUCAUGCCAUCAUUUCUGCGGCUGGGCUCCUGGAAUGUGGUUAUGUUUGUCACCUAUGAGCAGCUGAAACGUGCCCUGAUGGCAGCUCGCCAUAACUAGGUCACUCUUUAAGCAGCAAACACAGCUAGUUGAGCUUUGCUGGCCCAUCUUUUUUUUUUUUUUGCUUGACUGUUUGACUUGUUUACACGUUUGCUAAUUUUAUUUGGCUUUUUAUGCAUGACUCAAAUCUUUCAAUAAAACUGAGUCUAUUCUA